AUGUCUAACAGAAGAUCAAGGCAGUCUUCAAGUGCUCCGAGGAUCUCUGAUGACCAGAUGAUCGACCUCGUUAGUAAGCUCCGUCAGUUUUUGCCGGAGAUUCGUGAACGGCGCCGUUCUGAUAAGGUGUCAGCAUCGAAGGUACUGCAAGAGACAUGCAACUACAUAAGAAAGUUGCACAGAGAAGUUGACAAUCUCAGUGACCGUUUGUCGCAGCUCCUCGACUCCAUUGAUGAAGAUAGCCAUGAAGCUGUCGUCAUUAGAAGCUUACUUACGUAA
Microthlaspi erraticum is the source of this 279-nucleotide messenger RNA. Lineage: Eukaryota; Viridiplantae; Streptophyta; Magnoliopsida; Brassicales; Brassicaceae. The record is from the annotation of a GenBank genome assembly.